AUGAAAAUAAAUAAUAUUAUAAUUUUAUUGAUCAUAGUAUCAAUAUUUUUAUUAAACUCAAAGGUUGAUAGUAAAUCAUUACCACCAAGUUAUAAUAGAAAUAAUUUAAAAUUACCAAAUGAAAAAGAUGUUCAAGAUAUUUACAAUAGAUAUAAUCUUUUAAAUACCGAACACUUUAGUUUAAAACAAAAUCCAUUUAAAAAAACAAAUUUAAAUGAAAACUUAAAUACAAAAUUACAAACCUCCUAUCCAGUUUCUUCAAAUUGUUCAAAUGCAAUGAGUAAUUUAUUAAACCCAAAUAAUCCAGAUUUUAUGAUGUUAUUUUAUAGUGGUGUUAGUAUAAAUGAAUUAGGUAAUUUUGAUUCAUGUAUUAGUUAUGCAUCAAAUGUUUCACAGUAUUGUUUAUUUAAUACUCAAAUUGAAGAGAUAUUACCAAUUUAUAUUGGUGUAUGUUAUCCAAGUGCAAUUUAUUGUUCACCAGAAGAUGUAUUGGGUUUAAUGACACAAUAUUCGAUUUUAAUGCUUUUACAAGCAAAUAUGACAUUCAAUGCAACAGAGGAUUUACAUUGUUACAAUAGUACCUAUCAAACAGUAAACAUAGAAGCAACAGCAGGUACAUGGGCAAUGACGGCAGUUUGUGCUUUCAUCGCUUUGAAUAUCAUAAUUGGUACUGUCAUUGAAUAUAUAUUUGUCAUUCAAUUAUCAAACUAUAGAAAGAGAUAUGGUAACUUAAUGAAUCAUCCAUAUUCAUUAUUAAAUCCAAAGAGUUAUUUCGAACCAAAUUCAACCAAUUUACAAGGUGAUAAUCAAUAUAGUUAUAUUACAAAUCAAAAUGAAAAUGAAUCAAGUGGUGGUGGUGGUGGUGGUGGUGCUACUACUGCAAGUGGUGGUGGUGGUACAAUUGAAAAUCUUGGUAAUAGUGGUAUAAAUAAUGAUUUUGAACCACAAUUUUAUGAUGGAUUUUUUGAAAGAAUAUCAAAUGUUAAUGUUGAAUCCAAUUUAUUUAUAAAGUAUUUCACAUGUUGGUCAUUAAUAAAGAAUUUCAAUUCAUUAGCCUAUGGAAAGAGUGAAAAACGUUAUUUCAAUUCAUUGGAUGGUAUUAGAACUUUAUCAACAUGUUGGGUUAUUUUAGGUCAUUCAUUACUAUUUGGUGCAUCAGGAUAUGGUUAUGAUAAUUUAGCAUACGUAGCAAGUGGAACUACAUUACAAACCUUUGCAGCUCAAGCCAUUUUCGGUGGUGAAUUUGCUGUUGAUACAUUCUUUAUGUUAAGUGGUUUCUUGGUUUCUUUCUCUGUAUUGAAUCAGUUAAGUAAACGUAAUAGUAUCUAUGGGUCAAUUAAAUUUUGGGUUGCUUAUGUAGUUCAUAGAUUCGUUAGAUUAAGUCCGUUAUAUUACUUUAUGAUAUUCUUUUCAAUGUGGGUUGCACCAAUGAUUGGCAGUGGUCCAAUUUUCUAUCAAUAUAGUCAAUUCACAAAUUUGGGUUGUUCAAGUAGUUGGUGGACAAACUUUUUAUACUUUAAUAAUCUUUACUCGACAUUGGCCACCGAAUGUUAUGCUGUAUCUUGGUAUUUAGCAAAUGAUAUGCAAUUCUUUUUGUUGACACCUUUUAUUUUGAUACUAUUCAGAAAAUGGAAAUUGGGUGGUUGGUUAUUAACUUUAUCACUUAUUUUCGCUUCAGUCAUUGGUACCACAAUCGUCGCCUACAAAUACCAAUUGGAAACCUUCUUUGAUAUUUUCUCAGUAGCCGAUGAAACCAAUACCAAUCCUUUCAUAACAGAUAUCUAUCAAAAACCAUGGAAUAGAAUUGGUCCUUAUUUAGUUGGUGUUUUGGUUUCUUUUAUUUAUACUGCACCAAGAUUAUCAAAAAGAGUUAGAUUUAUCUAUUAUCGUAGAAUUACACGUUAUAUCUUAUAUUGUAUCGCAUUCUUUGUAACAUUUUUCCUAGUUUAUUGUCCAUACACUUUUUAUCAAAAUGCUUGGAAUUAUUCUCAAAAGGCAGUGUUCUCUGGUUUCGGUCAUACAAGUUUUGUUGUGGGUCUUGCUAUCUUUAUGAUUGGUACUUUCUUUGGUUAUGGUGGUAUCGUUAAAUGGUUCUUGGAAUUGGGUAUUUUCAAAUUCUUUUCAAAGUUAACCUAUUCAAGUUAUCUUGUUCAUCCAUUGGUAAUCAUGUUUAGAAUCUAUUCAAUGACAAAUUUCUUACAUUAUUCUGUAACUGAAUUCAUUGUUUAUUAUGCUGGAAAUAUUGCAACCACUUUUGCUGCUGCUUUUGUAAUUCAUCUUUUAAUUGAAAAGCCAUUUGUCAAUUUAGAAAGAUUAAUUUUCUCAAGUUCAAGUUAA
Molecule: messenger RNA, 2337 nt
Organism: Dictyostelium discoideum AX4
Lineage: Eukaryota; Evosea; Eumycetozoa; Dictyosteliales; Dictyosteliaceae
Exons: 2
Coding region: 1-2337 (778 amino acids)
Molecular function (GO): acyltransferase activity, transferring groups other than amino-acyl groups
Source: RefSeq, a predicted model, not a curated record